AUGGGGAGCGAACCUGCGGCAACCAUCUACCCCGAGAGCGCCACGUUGACGGCGACGUGCAACCCGUACCUGGACUUCUACCGAUCCUUUCAGAAGUCCCAGCCCAAAGAGAUGGCUCGGAUCUUUGACCCGGACCUGGAUGACGAGACCCGUGAAGAAUUGUUCAACGCGGUGGACGACAAUGUCGCAGCGAAAUACUCAUGGGCAAUCCCGGACGAGCGCGCGCUUCGCAUUAUCAAGCACUACGGACCGAUUGUCGAAAUCGGCGCAGGCACGGGGUACUGGGGCCGAUUGCUGCAACUUCGUGGUGUCGACAUCAAAUGUUUUGAUUUGCAUGUUCCUGGAGACGAGAGCGCGAACGGUGCGGACAGCGACGACGCCUCCGACGAAGAACGGGAUGUCGACGAUAGUCCGCGCAUGACGUGGCUGGAGGUUGAGCAAGGCACGCCAGAGGUCCUCACGAAGCACAAAAAUCGGACUCUGCUCUUGUGCUACCCCGACGACUACGAAGACAGUGACGAGUCGAUGGCCGAAGCAUGCCUCAACUACUACACUGGCGAAUACGUGAUUCACAUCGGCGAGUUGUUUGGCCACACGUUGUGUUUGCCCGAGCCGUGGGGCCGCACGUCGUCGCCCGAGUUCCAGACGCGACUGGCAGCCGUCUUUCACAAGAUUCUGCAGGUGCCGCUCCACUCGUGGCAUUCCAGCGUCGACACGCUGACGGUGUGGAAGCGCACCAAGACAUGCAUCGUCGAUGAUGGCAUGUACGCUUUCAUUCCGGCCGACGAACAGCUCAACAUGCAAGCGGGCAAAGAAAGCGCGGCCGCCAUGUCCAUGAUUCGCGGAAAGCUCGCCAACAAGUCGAGGUGGGAAUGA
Aphanomyces invadans is the source of this 876-nucleotide messenger RNA. RefSeq lists its product as hypothetical. NCBI's taxonomy places the organism in Eukaryota, Oomycota, Saprolegniomycetes, Saprolegniales, Verrucalvaceae. The transcript has 7 exons. Bases 1 to 876 code for a protein of 291 amino acids. The record is from RefSeq and is a predicted model, not a curated record.